Molecule: messenger RNA, 2349 nt
Organism: Carya illinoinensis
Lineage: Eukaryota; Viridiplantae; Streptophyta; Magnoliopsida; Fagales; Juglandaceae
Product: kinetochore protein NUF2 homolog
Exons: 12
Coding region: 162-1505 (447 amino acids)
Biological process (GO): meiotic chromosome segregation; mitotic spindle organization; kinetochore organization
Cellular component (GO): Ndc80 complex; kinetochore
Molecular function (GO): protein-containing complex binding
Source: RefSeq, a predicted model, not a curated record
AGGCAUCUCCUCUCCAUAUCCUCUUAUCGGGGCCUUAUCGUUUAAUUUUUGGGCGGGAAAAAAGCCGAUCUCAUUUCCCCCUUCUCUCUCUGUAUAUGGCCGUGAAUGUAUGAUAAAUCUGUGGAAUCAUAGACCAAAUCUCUCACUUAGCAAUUUAAAGGAUGUCGAAGUUCGAGUACCCAAUCAUGUCGCGCGGUGAGAUAGUGGCAAUAUUGGCGGAGUCCCAGAUCGCCAACAUAUCCGAGCACGAUCUCUUUAACCCCAACCCGGAUUUCAUCUCCGAGCUCUACACCCGUCUCCUCUUCCACAUCGACGCUCUCCAUGAGGAAGAUCAUGGGCAACUGGAGUUCGCAGCGCUUGAGCAGCUUGAGAACCCGGACUUCCAUGUUGAAUCUGCUCGGAUCAUGAAGCUGUACAACAGGAUAAAGGAAGUGCUGGCCUCGACAGAUUGCCCUAAGAGAUUUACCCUCAAAGACCUGAUAAGACCGGAUACUGACAGGACUGAAUUUUUCCUCAGCGCAAUUCUCAAUUUUGGUCUUCACAGACGGGCAAAACUGGAUUUUUUACGUCCAAUUGUGGAUGAAGUGAACCUUCUGGAGGAGCAGCAAAGAGAGUGGGAAGCUAAGAUAUCUCAGUUGAAUGCAGAGAUUGAGGACCACAAUGAAGCAAGAGAGAGGGAGUUGCCCCUUGUUCAGGAGGUAGAUGCAAAAGUUAAAGAAUUGCGUCAAACCAUUGCAGGACUUAACAAUCACCAGAUGUCAUUGAGAGCUUCUUUUCGCAAGCUGAAGGAGAAGACCGGAGAAAUGGAUGAGAAGAUUUCCAAUGCCGAGUUUGUUCUAGUGCAAAGUGUUCAAGAAAAUGCAAACUUACGUUCGAAAAUUGUACAAUCUCCAGAAAAGUUACAGAGGGCUUUAGAGGAGAAGAAAUCAGCUCGGGAGGUGGCAAAGAAUGCUGAAAAAAUAGCAAUACAAUCUUAUCAGGAUAAGAAUGCCAUUGUUGAGCUUUAUACAAAGGUGUUCAAGAAAAUGUUCAAACACUUUACCCAGAUGCAAGCAAUACAAGAACAGGUAAACUCAGCCAAAUCUAUUGAAAAGGACUUUAAGGCUUUAAAGGCUAAACUGAGUGAUGAGGGAAUGCUGGAUAAGUCACUUGAGGCUAAAUUGGUGGAACGACAAGGCAAAGUUGAACAGUUGGAUGACUUAAGAAAGCAGUUGGAGAAGGAAAGAGAUCUAAAAUGCGAGGAGGCUACCAAAGAGUUCAAUAAUAUGAAGUCGGAGGUGGAAUCUAGGAGACGUGAUCUAGAAGCUAGACAAAGGAAUGUUGAAGCUGUGGUUGUUGAGGUGGAUGCUAUAAAUUCAAGGGUUAAUUCAGUAAAAGAAUCUGGAGCAGCUAAAGUGCAGGAGUUAAUUAAAAAAUCUGAGGAGAUUGUGAAAGAGUUUCACCACUAUGCAAAAUCCAUUGAGGUCUUGCUGCCAACAAUAGAAGCAGAGUCAAAUUUUGAUUGAGUUGGAAAGAUGGGAUUUAUUGGAAGUAGAGGAGACAAAAACCAGGAAAUUCUCCUUCGUUUCUGGUCGGGGAGAGAGUUCCUAUUGGUGGAAGAACACAAAUUAAAGAACCUGGUCUUCUUUGGCCUUAUAUCGCAUUAAUCAUGAAUAUAUAAUAUGUUUUUUUUUUUUUUUUUUUUUUUUAAGUACUGUGGGCUCUAGCAAUAUAUAUAUAUAUAUAUAUAUAUAUGCCCCUAUCAUUGGGGUUUUAAAAGAAAUUGCCUUUUUUUUCCUCUUUUUACUUGGUUUUUUUUUUAUUCCCUUCAUUCCGCUUGAGCCCCUUUAGUAUAGAAUCAUAGAUCAGUGUGUGCGUUCACCAAAUGUCAUUCAUGAGACUUGAGAGCUUCUUUUAGUAAACUGAUCAAAGGAGAAUAAUUGGAAGAAUGGUUGAGAAUUAGGUGAUCGGGUACUUAUUGAAAACGACAGAUCACAAGGACUCUUAAUAUGUUACAAUCACAAGGACAAGAUGAUACAACUUUAGCCCCUUUAAUUUGUUAAAAUCACAAGUAAUACAUGAUGAUUACUUUUCAGCCUGUAUUAAUUGAUUUCAAAGUCUUUUUUUGAUCUCUAGCUCGAAGCUAUUAAUUAAUUUCCAAUGAAGAAGUGUGGAAAUUAAGCGGAUCGGAAACAAAAGUUUGAUUCUUGCAUGUAGUCUGUCUUGUAUAUACCUUCAAGUACUUGUGUUAUUGUUGAACUGAUCAAAAUGGCCCAAUGCUAGCUGUAUGUGUGUAUGCAUCGACCAAUAUGCAAAAUCUAUUGACGAUCAAGGUCUUCCUACUAGAAAUAGAUCGAUCGAUUGAAUGGA